Ciona intestinalis (vase tunicate) is the source of this 1761-nucleotide messenger RNA. RefSeq names its product SET domain-containing protein 9. The record is from RefSeq and is a predicted model, not a curated record. NCBI's taxonomy places the organism in Eukaryota, Metazoa, Chordata, Ascidiacea, Phlebobranchia, Cionidae. Gene Ontology annotation, molecular function: protein binding.
UAGUAUGGGCGGGACCGUACGCGUAAGGUAAAACUGCUAAACUGUACAUUCUAUCUGUUUGGGGUGAAAAUAAUUCGGCGGUAAAUGUUGCUGUAAGUUGCGUGUAUGUCUAAGGUAAAACAAAUAAUUCGGCGUUGGAACGCUUAUAAAUACCGCUUUUUACCGUGGCUGGCACUAAACCUGAAACGAGGAGAUAUUAUUUCAGUAACGGAAAAUAAACUGACCUCUGACGAAAACAUUUUAGAACAGUUACAGGUGAUUUUCAGUGCUUUAGAAAAGAAUCAAGAGACAGGCCUCAAUGCGAACCAUGUUGUAGAAAAUGUUUGCGGGUUUCAGAUAGCGCAAAAGUCAAGCAGUAUAAAAGAAGCUGGUACUGGUGUGUUUGUAUCCAAAGGAACUGUAAGUAAAGGCCAAGUUGUUGCUUUAUAUCCCGGAACUGUUUACUUGCCGGCCGAUUCAAAAUUUUUCCAAUCUCUUGGUAAUCAGUUCAUGUUCAAGUGCUUGGACAAUCUGUAUAUUGAUGGGAAAGACAGUGGUAUUUCAAAAUCUGUUUUUACCUCCUGUUCGAAUAGAGACAGAAUUGGUUUCCUUGAGGCUUGCGAUAUAAGUUGGAUAAAAAGAAGCUUUGCAUGCCCAUUAAACGUUGGUCAGUAUGUAAAUAAUCACAACAAAUCAAACCCAGCGAAUGUGCAAUAUCAGGAGUUUGAUUUUGCUCAAGAUUUUCCCAGAAAUCUUUAUAGAUUUAUUCCGAACAUAAACUUUGAUUGCACGGCUCAACUUAACUUUGUUAGAAGUGUUGCACUGAUUGCGACAAGAGACAUUCAUAGUGGAGAAGAACUGCUUUCAAGUUACUUUACUAUAUCACGUUAACGAUCGCUAUUAAAUUCCCUUUGUAGAAGACAGGAGUUACACCAUGCGAUUCCCAUUUUGCGCACUCUUAUCUGUUAACAUGGCUGUAUACAAUCUUUAUCGCUGUGUGGUACCAUGCAAGUUGUGGAGAGUUUUGCCAACUCUCUUAAAAACAAGUUUAGGCACAAGGAGAUUUUGUAGCUCCAGUCAACCACCUCCUUCACCCAUGGGAACUUGUUGUAUGAGCGGAUGCGCCAACUGUAUAUGGAUUCAACACGCUGAAAAACUGAUGAAAUUUUAUAAAACUUCAGAUAAAGGGAAAGAAGAGGCACUUAAGCUAAUAGAUGAACAAGUUGAAGAUGGAAACUUGAAAGCCUAUUUAAAGUUUGAGAUUAAAAUGAUGAAAUAAAACUUCAAGUUAUAGUUAAUGUUUCAACAAAAAUUUAACUUUCAAAAAUAAAAAUUUUUAAAGCAUCACCUCAAUUUUAACAAUUAUUUUGCUUAUUUGUACAUGCGUUUGUAUGUUUCAAUUAAAAAUUUAUUGCUGUAGGAAAUGUUAAAGUUCUUUUUUAUAUAGUGCUAUAACAAAACAAAUAACAAAAGACUCAAUUGUUUAUUUGAAUAUAUUUACUAUUUAUUGACUUUCAGUGACGUGUUGUCACAUAUCAUUUAAAUUGAUUGCUGUAGGAAAAGUUCUUUCUUUUAUAUGAUACUAUCUAUCAGAAAUAACAAAAAAUCCAUAUAGAUAUAUUUAUUAUUGAUUAUUUAUGUUCUAUUUUCUUGAGUAUUGGUAUUGAAUCUUUUGUCUAAUUUCCUUUUCUUAUUAUUAGUACCAUGACAAGUUAAAAAAGAUAAUUCAAUUGUUUUAUAAAUAUUUACUAUUUAUUAACUUUUUGUCCACUUUCUAUACAG